Molecule: messenger RNA, 1629 nt
Organism: Rana temporaria (common frog)
Lineage: Eukaryota; Metazoa; Chordata; Amphibia; Anura; Ranidae
Gene: CHAC1
Product: ChaC glutathione specific gamma-glutamylcyclotransferase 1
Exons: 3
Coding region: 74-706 (210 amino acids)
Biological process (GO): glutathione catabolic process
Cellular component (GO): cytoplasm
Molecular function (GO): glutathione specific gamma-glutamylcyclotransferase activity; gamma-glutamylcyclotransferase activity
Source: RefSeq, a predicted model, not a curated record
UAUAACAAGCGAACGAGUGUUAUUGGUACCACUUGUCCCAUUGCCUGUCCGUUGUGCUGGUUUUAGAGGUUUGAUGCCGAGCAGCCCAUCCACUGCCAUGGAGGAACACGCCUUCCGGGACAAGUCCCUCUGGAUAUUUGGCUAUGGGUCCCUGGUGUGGAAGCCGGAUUUUGAAUUCACCUCCAGUAAAGUUGGCUUCAUCCCUGGCUACAGCCGCAAGUUCUGGCAAGGAGACACCUUCCAUAGAGGAAGCCCUCAAAUGCCCGGGCGUGUGGUGACCAUACAAGAGGAUUGUGAGGAAUGCACAUGGGGUGUUGCAUACGAAGUGCGUGAAGAUCAGAUUGAAUCCUCUCUUCAGUAUUUGAAUGUACGAGAGUCUGUCCUCGGAGGCUAUAUCACAAAACUGGUGAAAUUCUACCCUCAGGAUGAAGGGGAAGAAGGUGCAGUACUUGCCCUGGUGUAUAUAGCCACUCCACAAAACUCUAGUUACCUUGGACCAGCCUCUGAUGAAGACAUUGCAAAUCAAAUUGUCGUGUCCAGUGGACGGGCAGGCCAUAACAUUGAAUAUCUCUUACGGCUUGCAGACUUUAUGCAUAACUAUUGUCCAGAAGCCGAAGACAAGCAUCUGUUUUCCAUUGAAGAGGCUUUGAUUUCCAUCCUUCCAUACUUUUAUACUACAGAUGAUCCUUUGCCCGUGUUCUGCUAAGGCUUUAAACCCUGCAAAGUACUGACAUAUUCCAUCGGUGAUCAAUACUUUAAAUCUGAUGGACUCCUGGACGCUUCUGAAUGCCUUACCUCUUCCACACUACCUAGUAGCUCCCGAAAUGUAAAACGUGUUCCACUCCUGAUUGCCGGCGCUGUCUACCCCAAAAGCAAGCUACCCACUACAAUGUAUAGCAGACACCUCCUGACAUAACGGACACAGAUUAUAGGGCAAUGAAUAACCAACACAAGUGUAGGGAAGGUUUUUAUUUCAUAUUAAUUACCUAGGGAGCAGGUCUCCUGCUUAUUUUUUUUUUUUUAACUGCCUACCUCAGUUAUAACUAAAUCAAUUGUUACUUUUUUAAGCUUUUAUGUUCUUAAAGGCUGAUGCCAAAGGAGCAUUUUGACAUGCCAAGAUUUUCAGAAAAGAGCAGUGUGUUAAAUGCCCAAUCAGCCUAAGGCCCCAUACACACUACUCGAUUUUCUGCAGAUUUUUGUCUUCAGAUUUACCAAAACCAUGUAGUGCAAGGGCCAGCCCGAGUGCAUACAAAUUUAAACGCUUAAGGUUUGACCUCCAUAUUGUAUGGUUUUUGGUAAAUCCGAAGACAAAAGUCUGCAGAAAUUCGAAGUGUGUAUGGGGGUUUUCCAAAAGGAUUGUAAUAUUCCAGGUGCAAAAAGUUACCCUGCAUUACCUAGCUGUACACUUAUACCCACCUUUUUUUAUAUUGUCAACUUGGCACUGACCUUAACAUCUUCUGUACUGUAAGCUGUUUUUAAGACUAGGCAACUCUUAACCUUUGGUCCUUCUAUAAUAAUUUAGUCUUGGCAUUGCCUUAUCUAGACCAGUGGGUCUCAACCUCAGUCCUCAAGUACCACCCAAGGGCAAUGUUUUCAGGUUUUCCGUUACUUUGCACAGCUGCUUUAUAU